GUAACCAUGCAGGCUGAUAAUUGAAAAAGAGCACCAGCAUGGACCGUGAGGGAGGUACUGGAUCUGAUCGCUGUAUGGGGAGAGGAUUCAGUGCUUGCAGAACUUCGUUCUAAAAGACGAAAUGCAAAAACUUUUGAAAAAAUCUCCAAGGGCAUGAUGGAGAGAGGCCACAAUAGGGACUCUGAGCAGUGCCGCGUGAAAGUCAAGGAGCUCAGACAAGCCUAUCAAAAAACAAAGGAGGCAAACGGUCGCUCUGGGUCAGAGCCGCGGACAUGCCGCUUCUACGCCGAGCUGCAUGCAAUUCUAGGGGGGGCUGCCACCACUACCCCACCUGUGAUCGUGGAUUCUGGGUCGGGGAUAGUCUCAUCAGCGACGCCUGAGGAUUCUGCCGAUGGGGGAGAGGAGGAGGAUGAGGAUGAGCUUGCAGAGAGCACACAGCACUCCGUUCUCCCCAACAGCCAGGAUCUUUUUCUCACCCUGACUGAAGUACCCUCCCAAGCCAGUACCCAAGACUCUGACCCCAUGGAAGGGACCUCAGCAGCUGCAAAUUCCUCAAGCCUCCCUCCUCCAUCCCGAAGGUUAUCACAGAUAAGGCGUCGUAAGAAGAGAACGCGAGACGAGAUGUUUUCUGAAAUUAUGGAAUCCAGCCGCAGUGACAGAGCUCAUCUGAAUGAGUGGAAGGAAACAGUUUCAAAGUAUAGGAAAGAAGCCAGUGAACGUGAGGACAAGAGGGACCAACGUGAGGAGAGGAGGGACGCUCGAGAUGAGAGGUGGCGGCAGGAAGACCAGAGGAGGCAGGAUGCAACGCUGGGGCUGCUGCAUGAGCAAACAGACAUGCUCCGGCGUCUGGUGGAGCUUCAGGAACGGCUUCUGGAAAACAGACUGCCGCUUCAGCCCCUGUUCCACCCUCCCCCCUCCCCAUGUUCCGUAUCCUCCUCACCCAGACGUGUAAGAACGCGGGGGGGGAGGCUCCGUACACCUUCCCAUUCCACCCCAGUAGACAGCCCAAGCAAAAGGCUGUCAUUUUUUUAACCUUUUCUUUGUGGCUUUUUCCUUCCC
Messenger RNA from Malaclemys terrapin pileata, 1059 nucleotides. RefSeq lists its product as uncharacterized. The record is from RefSeq and is a predicted model, not a curated record. The transcript has 2 exons. The coding region runs from base 154 to 1032 and encodes 292 amino acids. Lineage: Eukaryota; Metazoa; Chordata; Testudines; Emydidae.